AUGAAGCCACAUGGACGCGGCCGGCGCAUUUGGCUGGAUAUUGGAAAGGAUUCCCCGUCGUAUGUGGCAGCAAUCUUGGCUCGAUCGGUUGAUCCGGUGCAGUGCACUAUGCGGAUGGUGUUCAGGAUGUCGCGCCACGCAGGAAAUGGGAAAAGGGAGAGGGGAAAAAUCAGUAACUUGACAACGACUUUGAUCGGACCGGUCGAGACGCGUGGUGCAGCUUCUUUCCACACCUCCCGCCUGAAGCUGAAGAAUCCUCAAACCAAUCAACCACCAUCCAUCAGCAAGAAUCUGUGGACGUUCUUCUGCCCGUUCACCCAGCCCCUUCCGCGCCACGCCUCCUUCGUUCGAAGGAACCCUGCGGAUUGCAUUCGAUCAGCAGCAGCAAGCAAAGCAGCGACAUCAAUCCCCAUGGCCAUGGUCGCUUCCACCUCCAUUGUGUACCACAAGCCGCGUCUGUCGGUGGUGUGCAGGAAGAAGGACCGGCCGGACAGGGAGCUGGAGCGGGAGAAGAAGGAGCACAAGUACCCGUUCAAGGUAGUCGAGAUCACGCCGCCGCCGCGAUGCCUCGGCGUCCGCUGCUUUCCCACGAACAUCCACUGCGGGGAGAGCGUGACGAUCGAAGGGCAGGCGUACACGGUGGCGGCGGUGACUCACCGGUACCAGCUGCGCAAGGGGCGAUACGAGCCGAGCGAGAAGCGCCUCGACGUCCUCUCCACCGGAAGAUACAUCCUCAACCUCUACCUCGACAGCCUCCUCGACAAGUCAUAGCCCUCUCUAAUCAUUUACUCUGCUAGCAAGCAAAUCAGUUAGCAACUGAAACUCUCCACUGCAAUGCUGAUCGAAAAAGCACCGUUUGUGAUAAGAUCGAAAA
Molecule: messenger RNA, 874 nt
Organism: Lolium perenne
Lineage: Eukaryota; Viridiplantae; Streptophyta; Magnoliopsida; Poales; Poaceae
Source: RefSeq, a predicted model, not a curated record